This is a messenger RNA of Anthostomella pinea, 1098 nucleotides long. The record is from the annotation of a GenBank genome assembly. NCBI's taxonomy places the organism in Eukaryota, Fungi, Ascomycota, Sordariomycetes, Xylariales, Xylariaceae.
AUGGCCCGCCCCAAGAAAGCCGACGCCAACAAGCUGCCCGCACCUGUCGCUCCCGCGCCGCCAGCAAUGAUUCCGAUGCCUAACAUGCAGCAGCAGCAGCAGCACCACCUCCAGCAACAGAUGCAGCCGCUGCACCAGAUGCAGCACCAGCAGCACCAGAUGCACCAUCAGCAGCCGCAGCAUCUCGCGCCCCAGGCCAUCGCCCAACAGCCGAUGCAGCAGCAGAUGGGCGCUGGCAUCGGCGCUGGCAUGCCUGUGCAGCAGCGUACCAUUGGCGUCGAAGAGUUCGUCAGAGUUCGCGAUAGUGUCGCUCAACGCUUCAAUACUAUUACAGCGUUGAUGAAGAACUUUGCAGAUGACUUCGUUCGUCAGACCAACCUGCUCAUUGGAGAGCCGGCUCCGUUCGACAAUGGUCCUGGCCCUUCGAUGCAGGCUCUUGUCGCCAGUCUCAACGGCAUCGGUGGCGAACUCGGUGACCUCUUGCCUGUCCACGAGGAGAAGAAGGAGCGCAAGAAGCGUACCCACGACCAGAACGCGCCCAAGAGACCCCUUACUCCCUACUUUCUGUACAUGCAGACUGCUCGCCCCAUCAUCGCCAACGAUCUUGGUACGGAGGCCCCCAAGGGUGCUGUUCAAGAGGAGGGUCAACGCCGGUGGGCUUCCAUGACUCCCAACGAGAAGACUGCAUGGAACAACGCCUACCAGUUCAACCUGCGCCUGUACAACGCACGUGUUCACUCGUACAAGGCCGGCAACCCUGAUGCCAAAGCCAUGAGCGACCCGGAUGCUCUCUCUUAUGCUGACGCAAACGGUAUUCCCCAGGCGGAGCUGGCGAACGAGGAGGCUAUCGCUCCCAACGAUCAUGACGCCAUCGCCGAACAGCUUCAGAUGGCGGUCCCCAUGGAGGAUGUGAAGACGCCCAAGCCCAAGGCAACCCGCAAGCGAAAGAGCACUGCUGCUGAUGUUGAGGAAGGUGAGACGAGCGGUGCUAAGGUCUCGACGCCCGCCAGCCCCGACAAGAAGCGCAAGCGUGCCUCGAAGGCAGCAGACAUCACCGAGGAGCCUAAGAAAUCUGCUCGCAAGAAAAAGACGACCUAG